Siniperca chuatsi (mandarin fish) is the source of this 2086-nucleotide messenger RNA. RefSeq names its product guanine nucleotide binding protein (G protein), gamma 3 (gene gng3). Gene Ontology annotation, molecular function: G-protein beta-subunit binding. The transcript is spliced from 3 exons. Bases 202 to 429 code for a protein of 75 amino acids. Gene Ontology annotation, cellular component: heterotrimeric G-protein complex. NCBI's taxonomy places the organism in Eukaryota, Metazoa, Chordata, Actinopteri, Centrarchiformes, Sinipercidae. The record is from RefSeq and is a predicted model, not a curated record. Gene Ontology annotation, biological process: G protein-coupled receptor signaling pathway.
ACAAAUCUAGUGCUCAUUGUGGCAGAAUUGGACUGUACAGAGCAGGGUACCAUCCAGGCUGUUGUCUGUGAGGGGUGGGGUCCGGCUACACAGAUACCACCAAACAUAAGCUUACAGAGGGACACAGAGAGGCAGAAAAAGAGAGAAAAAAGGAGAGAGAAGAGGGGGGAAGAUUGCACCUGAAGAGGAAUAUAAUACGGGAUGAAAGGAGACACCCCAGUGAACAGCACCAUGAGUGUCGGCCAAGCCAGGAAGCUGGUGGAGCAACUGAAGAUAGAGGCUAGUUUCUGCAGGAUAAAGGUUUCAAAGGCAGCGGCAGACCUGAUGGCGUACUGCGACGCACACUCCUGUGACGACCCCCUGAUCAGCCCCGUGCCCACCUCAGAGAACCCUUUCAGGGAGAAGAAAUUCUUCUGCGCUCUGCUUUGAGACCAAUCAGGGAUUGUUGUGAUUAAAAGUACAACUGUACAGUAUGUACAUGUAUGUACAGUGUGUACAUGUACUUCCAAUCUAAAUAAGACAUCAGUGUACUAUAGUAACCUUGCAUAAAAGCUGCCGAUGUACAGUACAUAAUCAACUACAAAAUGUCUUGAACUAAAUUCUUUAACUGCUAAUGUCUGGGGGAAGAACAAAAACAUGGGAAUUUGAAACAAAUCUAAACAUUCAAUCAAUAAAGAGUCAGUUAUCACUAUCAAAAACAACACUAGACGUCUAAAGAGAAGAAACUUAACACAGCUAUCAUCUGGUUGAAAACAGACAUUUCAUGCUCAUAAAUAUUACAGGUAACUGCCAAAAAGGAAACAUUCUGAGCAUCAAGUGUCUCGAUAGGCUCCACCAGUCACAGGAACAGAUUCACACGGAGUCUGCAGCAUUUGAAACUUUGAACUGGGAGGCUAAAUUCCCACAUUGGGUCUUUGGAUUAUGGUGGUGCUACACGUCUCAGAUGCUGCUCUGAUAGGUCAGGGCUGUCAGUUCUCCCCAUAUAAAUUGUCCAUACAUUUGAGAUCUAGCAACUGAGAAAAAGACAAGCCUAUGUUAGGUAAGUAUGACAUCUCCCAUAACUGACACUGUUUCCAUUUGGUGACUACUUGUAGAUGAAAGUGGUAAUAACUUCUUCUGCUUAGAAAUACUUUAAAAUCUCCAUACAGAAUCUUUUUUCUCAGUCAACAACAUUUAGAUUGUCCUUUAGUGCUGCAUCACAUCUAUCUUCAAUAUAUUUUGUAUUCCUCAUUCACUUAGGUGUUUCCUCUUUUUUGGCAGUUACUUGUGUCUACAACAGACAACAGCUGUUUAUUAAUGGAUUAUAAUCCUAUAAUUAAUUUAAUUCAAGGUUUUAUUAAGAUUUUAGCAUUUAGCUCAUUUCUAUACUGUUGCUGUAGUGUGGAUGUGGAAGUGUGUGUGUAUGCAUAGGUGCUACUGUGAAACUUAAGCAACAAUUCUGAGCAUUUGAUCACUGUCAAAUCAAGAUUUUAUAUUUCAAUAGCACACAGACCCAAAAAACACAUUCCAGGGGUUAUGGACAUUCAAUAUGUGAUCUAAGCCAUUAAAGCAAAAUCAGCUAUUCAAUUAUUGUCUGUCACAUGAAAAUGUUCUAUUUCUUUAAAGCAAAAAAUAAACACAGCAGUUAUAAUGUACUUUUAAAUACAGGUGUACAUUGUCAUUUUAACUAAUCAGGUCUCCAGAGUAGAAGGGUCCGUCAACAGUUUCCAGAAAAUCAAGGAACAGCAUCUACUCAUUCAUGUGAAGUGAGGACUGAUGUGAAUGACUUGGGAAUUCCAACUCCAAUUAAAGGUGUCACUUUCUCCAUGGUUACUGCUCCAUCUACAGUCCAGGCAAUGGUUUAGUGCUGUUAAAUCGUUAACCACAAAAAAAGAAAACUGCUCUCAUUUGGAGUUCCCUCAGACAUGAUCCCAUCAAAUGAGCUCCAUGGCUCUUCCACAUGAUAAAACUUUUGGGAACCCCUGCUCUGGACCAUUUUAAAAAUGAAUCAAUGCAUUUCAAUAUCUUGCAAAUGACAAAUUUGGAGCUUUGGUGAAAAAGAAACCAUGGAAUAUCAAGCAUUGAAAUAAAACCUCCUGUUAUCAAA